GGGGAGCAGCACCAGGCGCAGGCUGAUCGCCUCUAACACCCAGACAUCAUGGGGAAGCUAGUGGUGCUGACUGUGCUGGGGGCCAGCUUGGCCUUAAUAGGGGAGAGGCUUCUGACAUUUAGAGAAAGAGUUACCACAUCGCGAGAAAUAAAGUCCACAGAACCGAAGAACUGCCACCUGAUUGAAGGACUCGAGAAUGGCUCUGAAGAUAUUGAUAUACUUCCUAGUGGGCUGGCUUUUAUCUCUACUGGUUUAAAAUAUCCAGGCAUGCCAAACUUUGCACCAGACAAACCAGGAAGGAUUUUUCUGAUGGAUCUGAAAGAGCAAAACCCAAAGGCACAAGCACUGGAAAUCAGUGAUGGCUUUGACAAGGAGUCACUGAAUCCACAUGGGAUCAGCACCUUCAUUGACAAAGACAACACUGUGUAUCUUUAUGUCGUGAAUCAUCCUCACAUGGAUUCCACUGUGGAGAUAUUUAAAUUUGAAGAACAGCAACGUUCUCUCAUCCACUUGAAAACUAUAAAACACGAACUUCUCAAGAGUGUGAAUGACAUUGUGGUUCUUGGGCCAGAGCAGUUCUAUGCUACAAGAGAUCACUACUUCACCAGCUACUUCUUGGUACUUCUGGAGAUGAUCAUGGACUUUCACUGGACUUACGUUCUUUUCUACAGCCCAAGGGAGGUCAAAGUAGUGGCCCAAGGAUUUAGCUCUGCCAAUGGAAUCACAGUCUCACUAGACCAGAAGUAUGUCUAUGUAGCUGAUGUAAUAGCUAAGAAUAUCCACAUAAUGAAAAAACAUGAUAAUUGGGAUUUAACUCAAGUGAAGGUCAUUCAACUAGGCACCUUAGUGGAUAACUUGACUGUGGACCCUGCCACGGGAGAUAUUUUGGCAGGAUGCCAUCCUAACCCCAUGAAGUUAUUGACCUACAACCCUGAGGACCCUCCAGGGUCAGAAGUACUACGCAUCCAGGAUGCUUUGUCAGAUAACCCUAGGGUGAGCACACUCUAUGCCAACGAUGGCUCUGUGCUUCAGGCCAGCACUGUGGCUUCUGUGUACCAUGAGAAAAUGCUCAUAGGCACUGUGUUCCACAAAGCUCUGUAUUGUAAACUCUAGAUCUUUCUCAAAAAUCUUCAUAAUUUUCAUAUUUGGCAAAAGUAAAAUUAUGAUUGUAUGCUAAAUGGAACUAUAAUUAUUUGCAAUUACUAGGGAAGUGUGUUUGACUUUUCUUAUGGAGAAAAGGAAAGGAGGACAGAAACUUGUAUCUACUAAAUCAAGAGUCAAGUUAAUGUUGAGCCAAACAGAAACCCAUAUAUACUGCUUUGUCGAGUGUCCCCAAUAUCCUGUAUAUAGUGGGAUAUACAGGCUGUAACCACUGAGGUCUUCCACUCACUUAGGUUUGUGUCUCUUGGUAACUGUUUAGCAAAAUUGCCUCCCAUAACUGUGAUACUCUGUGUCUGCUGCAGUCCACACUAGUGAAAAAAGACAAUGUUUAACUACGUAUAAUUCUUAUUCUCUUUUCUCUCUUGUGUGGGACACCAUCUUACAAUCAAGUAUCCAGACCUAUAACUCUCCUUUUGAGACCCCAAAGCUGUCUUGGACUUGGUUUUGCCCCAAAAUGUGGCCAUAAAGGAAAUAGAAUUCUGGAAAUUUGAUGUAGAUGAGUCUUGUCAGCUGGCUCAGUGCAAACUAUGCUAAUGUGUUUGUUUGAAUAAGACUUUAUUAUACUGAUACUUCCAUUGUGAGGAUCACUAAUCUUGGCUCUGAAUGUAAGAUGGGCCUUGGGACAUUCAUCUUCAGCUUUCUCUAUGAGGGAGCAGGGGAGUCAGACAAGGGCCAUGACAGGCUCCUGGUAGCCCUGCCAGAGACCAGGCCUUAGUUUUGGUUUACUGGAGCUGGCUGGAGCUGAGCAAGCAGUUCUUGGGAAAACCACAACUUAGAGGCAACCAAUCAGCAGCUGCCCCACAGCCUUCUGCUUGCUAAAGAUAGCUUUCCACUACCCUGCUUCUGGGAAGUCCCUAGCUGCUAGAGCCACCUACCAAUCUAUAAACAUUUUGUUUAAACGCACCAAUCAGCCCCCAGACCAAUCUCUCCUCCCUGAAAUUGCCCUAAUGUUGUUUAAAAGGAGCCUGUGAGUUUCUCUCAGGGCCGCCAUUCACCACUUUGUCAGGUGGUUAGAUCCCAAUAUGUUGGUAAUUUUUAAUAAAUGCCCUUGCUAAUCACAUACGUGACUGGUGGUCCUUUAUGGGACUUCUUGCCCCCCCCCCCCAACACUCUACUAGUUAACUCAAAAGACAUUUAGUAAGCACUCCAGCUGAUUGGUACCAAUAAAUCUAAAACGAUUUAUAUUAUGGACAAACAGCAUGUCUUAAGGACAAAUCUAAACUUAAUUUGAUGACAAUAAAUAAAGACAUUCAUUUCCUGGUUAAACAAGCAAACAAACAACUCAACAACAACAACAACAACAACAACAACAACAAAACACACAAUGAUGGCUUUUGUCAAAUCAUUAAUGAAUGUCAAUGCACCCAUGUUCCUUUUUGCAACUUCUGUUAGUGGUGGAUUACCACCACCCCUCCAAUACAAUAUCUGUUCUGGUAAUGGAAAAUUAAGGAGACCUCUUUACAUUCUAAAGAACACCCCUUAGUUAAAAGUACCAGUACAAAAUGGUACUCUUUUAACCUUUAUAAUCAUUUCUGGUUUAGACAUUAAGAUUUUAUAACUUUCAAAGAAGGAAUGGCCCAGCUGAAUAUUACAGGUAGUUGUCAUAUUUUAAGUUUCAAAACAUAGCUAUAUGUUGUGGGGAGUUAGCUUAGUUGUUAUGGAGUUUGCCUUACAAACAUGAGGAACUGAAUUUGAUCCCCAACACCAACAUAAAAA
Messenger RNA from Onychomys torridus (southern grasshopper mouse), 2877 nucleotides. It is a transcript of the gene Pon3, whose product is annotated as paraoxonase 3. Gene Ontology annotation, molecular function: arylesterase activity. The transcript is spliced from 9 exons. The coding region runs from base 49 to 1113 and encodes 354 amino acids. Lineage: Eukaryota; Metazoa; Chordata; Mammalia; Rodentia; Cricetidae. The record is from RefSeq and is a predicted model, not a curated record.